GAUCCCGGAGGAGGAGGGGUCCGAGCAGGGGCCCGAAGAACCCGAGUCCCAGCCUGGCCCGGCCUGCCUCGCCUGGAGCCCCCUGGAGGUGGCGGAGUGGGUUCGGCAGCUGGGCUUCCCUCAGUACGAGUGUUUCCAUCUGAUUUUCCUGCCAGGAGUGCUUUACAACUAACUGCAUCACUGGCCGCAAACUCAUCCACGUUAACUGCUCAAACCUGCCACAGAUGGGCAUAACAGACUUUGACCACAUGAAGGACCUGAGGCAGAAGGGCCACAAAGGAGAAAGCAAGCCUGCUGUGGCAGUACUUCCUGCGUGUGCACAAGAGAUUUCAUGGCAUGUGCGAGAGCUGCUGGGGAUUGAGGAGCCUCUCUGGAGCAGAAGCAUUGCCCUCCCUUACAGGGACAACCUGGGCUUGUUUCUAGAGCACAAAGCCCCAACUGGUGCAAAAGCUGAUGCCCUCACCUUCUCUCAGUUUGUCCAAGAAGCAGGAUUAGAGCCAUAUGCUACAAUUCCACCUUUGUAAAAAGCCCAGACUGCUGUGGAAGCAGACGCCCUCACCUUCUUUGUUCAAGAAGCUACAAUUCCAUCCUCCGGAUUAAAGAAAGGCACAUCCA
This is a messenger RNA of Mauremys reevesii (Reeves's turtle), 615 nucleotides long. It is a transcript of the gene SAMD15, whose product is annotated as sterile alpha motif domain containing 15. The transcript is spliced from 4 exons. Bases 225 to 524 code for a protein of 99 amino acids. The record is from RefSeq and is a predicted model, not a curated record. NCBI's taxonomy places the organism in Eukaryota, Metazoa, Chordata, Testudines, Geoemydidae.